Messenger RNA from Anolis carolinensis (green anole), 1215 nucleotides. RefSeq names its product arylacetamide deacetylase-like 4. Lineage: Eukaryota; Metazoa; Chordata; Lepidosauria; Squamata; Anolidae. Bases 1 to 1215 code for a protein of 404 amino acids. The transcript has 3 exons. Gene Ontology annotation, biological process: triglyceride catabolic process. Gene Ontology annotation, cellular component: cytosol. The record is from RefSeq and is a predicted model, not a curated record. Gene Ontology annotation, molecular function: sterol ester esterase activity; triacylglycerol lipase activity.
AUGGAUGUUCUGUGGACUCUCUCGGCCGCCGUGGUGGAGCUCCUGCUCCUCUUCAUGCUCCUCCACCUGGCGUGGGUCGUCCACCACUACCUCUGCAAAGUCGAGAUCCCGCACGGCAUAUCGGAACCUCGGAAGCUGAAGCUUGCGGUAUUCUUGUUUAUAUGGCUGGUGUCGAUGGAUUACGUUCUGAAGAAAAUCGGCAUCUUCAAGCACGAGAUGGUCCUGGUGAACCUCUUACUGGACGCGUCUCCUAGGGUCAAAGGUCCGUCCCUCUCCACCAGCGACACCCACAUCGAGGGCGUCCCGGUGAGGUUGUAUCGGCCCAAACCACACCGGCUGUCGCAGAGAGGGAUCGUCUUCAUCCACGGAGGAGGAGGCACCAGCGGAAGCAUCGCACCGCCAGGCAGAUGUGAACCCCUAUUUUCUCGUUUCCAUAGGUAUCAUCUGGUUCCUUACCAGCCCUAUCCGAAGCAGUACUACCAGUGUCUGGAUGUUGCCGUGCAUUUUAUGAAACACGCCGAAGAGUAUGGCGUUGAUCCCGGCCGGGUGAUCGUCUGCGGGGACAGCUUCGGAGGGCUGCUGGCGGCGUCUGUUUGCCAGAUGCUCGUCCAGAAGGACGACGUCCCCAAACCACGUGCCCAGAUGUUGGUCUACCCCUUUCUUCAGUCCGUCAAGCACAGCCUGCCUUCCUAUAUGCAAAAUGCCCAUACCCCGCCCUUAGGCAGGAAGGAACUGGUGACGGCCGCCUUGAAGUACAUCCAGAAAAACUUCUCCCUCCUGGAGGUGAUCAUCCAAGGAGACCACAUCUCCAGGGAGGUGAAGGCCAAAUACGACAAAUGGCUGAGCAAGGAGAAUCUCCCGGAAGAAUUUAGGAGGAGGGAAAGCAAACCUAGAACGCCAAACGGUUUCUCCUUUGGGGAAAUACAGGAGCUCAUCGACCAGUUGUGUGGGCCACUCCUCUCCCCGCUCUUGGUCGAUGACGCCGUCAUCCGGCAGCUUCCAGACACUUUUAUUUUGACCUGUCAGUUUGAUGUCUUGAGAGACGACGGGGUUUUGUACAAGAAGCGCCUGGAGGACAACGGGGUCCCGGUCACCUGGUGCCACUUCGAGGACGCCUUCCACGGAUUUUUGGGCUUUCUCAACCAGAGGUUUUUGACAUUUUCGAAUAGCAAACAAGGAGCGGACAGCAUGGUCGACUACAUCAGACGUUUCUAA